Molecule: messenger RNA, 2242 nt
Organism: Sphaerodactylus townsendi
Lineage: Eukaryota; Metazoa; Chordata; Lepidosauria; Squamata; Sphaerodactylidae
Product: histone PARylation factor 1
Exons: 8
Coding region: 23-1159 (378 amino acids)
Biological process (GO): DNA damage response; regulation of protein ADP-ribosylation
Cellular component (GO): nucleus
Molecular function (GO): poly-ADP-D-ribose binding; histone binding
Source: RefSeq, a predicted model, not a curated record
UCUAUGGUUGUCCUUGCGCGCGAUGACAUCACGGGACGGCGGCGGUUGUUGCGGCAGCCGGAGGCGGGAUGUUGCCGUUGUAGCGAAGGUGGCGGCGGGAAGGGGAAUGACUGGAGGAGGGAAGCGGAGGGCCCGUGCGGGCAUACAGGAGCAGUGUGAAAAAACAAAAGAUGUAAAAAAACCACGGCCUAAUGAAGCAGACAUCCCCAGUCAUUUGUCUCAAGAAGUGGAAACUUGCUAUCGGCUAAAAAUGCCUGAAGAUUUUUAUCACUUCUGGAAGUUUUGUGAGGAGCUGGAUCCUGAUAAGCCAUGUGAUGCACUUCAGUCAAGCAUUGGCCUUCAGCUUGUUGGACCCUAUGAUAUUCUUGCUGGAAAACAUAAACAAACAAAUAGACCAGGCAAUGUAAACUUUAACAUUCACUGGAGAUAUUUUUAUGAUCCUCCUGAAUUCCAGACUGUCCUUGCGGGGGAUAGCAAAAUGCAAUAUCAUGUGGGAUAUUUUAGGGACAUGCCAGAUGAAUUGCCAGUGUGGGUUGGAGAAAACGAAGCCAAGAAAAGCUGCGUGAUUUCUCAAGUUGGUGACAAUAUAUUUGCUGCUGUAAAAUUAUUUUUGUCCAGAAAACUUAAAGAAUUGCCAGAUAAAAAGAAAAGUGGCAUUUUGAAAGCAAUAGAUGAAAAACUAACCGAAACAACCAAAAGGCUGGGCUAUUCGCUGGAGCAAAAAACAGUGAAGAUGAAACAGAGAGAUAAGAAAGUAGUGACAAAGUCUUUUCAUGGAGCCGGUUUGGUUGUUCCUGUAGAUAAGAAUGGUGUCGGGUACAGAGAGCUUCCAGAAACAAAUGCUAAUCUGAAAAGAAUUUGUAAAGCCAUUGUCGAUGCUCCUAAUGAUGACCAGAGACUGAAAGCCUUUGCCCCUAUUCAAGAAAUGCUGACUUUUGUUCAGUUUGCGAAUGAUGAAUGUGACUAUGGGAUGGGGUAUGAACUGGGCCUAGAUCUCUUCUGCUAUGGGUCACAUUAUUUCCACAAGAUCAUUGGCCAGUUGCUGCCCCUCGCUUACAAUCUGCUGAAGAGGACCCUGUUUGCAGAAAUCAUUGAAGCUCAUUUAGUCGACAGGCGAGAAGAGAAUGUCGAUCUACUUGCAGUGGGAUGUAAAAAAUAAAUUUGUACGGUGAAGUAUCAUGUUGGGUUGUUUUCCAUUAAACUGAUGUAGUUUCUAUGUGUGAUAAAUGAAACUUUUUUUUGUUUUCCAAACAACCAUACCUUACUGGGAGGGAAAGGACCAAAGGCACAUUUUUGCCACUCUCAUGACCUCCCACUCUUUGUCUUGGAUUAAAGCGCAACUUUAGUAGGCAAUGGAGCUCAAAGUCUAUUUCAAUAGAAUGUGCAGUGACAAAUAAAUUGUUCUCUAAAGACAUUAUUGACUGAUAUUUCAGAUAAAUGCCCAGGGGACUGGUGAGUGCAUACAAGGGAGCACUCGCUGUUAACACAGCACAGUGAUGAAAUGCAGCCAGCACCCUUGUGCUCUCCACAAUGCUUUCCGGAAUCUCUGCAAAGGCAGGUUCUGUGGCAGAUAACAUGCAGAGCUCCCUGGAGCUAAGAGUUUAACAGCACGAGUAUAAGGCAGCCCCAUUUAAUCCUCCUUUGUAGCUGCCAACAUUCAGAUGCCAUUGAAAAUAAUAUGAAAUUUUACUUAAGGACAGUUUUGCUGUUUCCAUUUAUCUUAGUGAGUCCAACUAGUUGGUAUAUGCUUACUGUAUUUCUGAGUAAAGAUGGAGAGUGUACUGCUGAAAACAACAGAAACAAACAAGUGGGAACUCUUGGGGGGAGGGGAGAUGAUUCCACCCCCUUUUUUCCGCUGCCUUUCCCCCUCAUACCACUGUCAUCUCCUGCCAUCACUGCUGCUUCUCUCCCCCUUCUUCCUUUGUUGCUGCCUCCUCCCCUUUGCUUUUCUCUGCUGCCCUCUGCCUGGUUCAAAUGGUGGCUAUGAUACUUUCAGCAGUGUUUGUGGUGCUUCUGAUGGCUGCCAAAAUCUUGAAAUGUAGCAUCAUAAGAUUUCCCCCAUAUGUUACAGGUUUGGAGUUCUAUUGUCAUUCUGAGAUUUUUCUGCAAACUCAGGGAUUUUGCUUAGGUUUGUAGAGAAAUCACCUAACUUUAUAUGACCCUAUUUGUGUGGACUUCUUUUGAGCUGUACUCUGAAGCUGUUGUUCAAAACUACAUAUAUAUUAAAGGAUUUAAGACUUAA